Messenger RNA from Notothenia coriiceps (black rockcod), 982 nucleotides. Its product is annotated as carcinoembryonic antigen-related cell adhesion molecule 1-like. The annotation marks the transcript as partial. NCBI's taxonomy places the organism in Eukaryota, Metazoa, Chordata, Actinopteri, Perciformes, Nototheniidae. The transcript has 4 exons. The record is from RefSeq and is a predicted model, not a curated record.
GUGUGAUCUCUUUUCUAUGAUCUGAUGUUACUGCAGAAAAACAUGGGAACAGCUGUGAUACACUUCUUCAUCCUGGGAGUCAUCUCAGGUUUAACUGAAGGAGCUGGUGUGUUGCCAGACGGUCUGAAUGCAGCUGUGGGAGGGAAAGUGAUGUUCACCACAACACUGACUCCAGGAACAUCAUUUGGAGCAGUGACCUGGAUAUUUGGUGGAAGGAAUGUAUUUUCUUUCAGUGGUAGCAACUACACUGGACCAGAGUAUGAAGGCAGGAUCACCUUCUUCAGGUCUACUGGAUCUCUGGAGCUCAGGAACCUGGCUCUAACUGACAGUGGAGGAUACACAGUUACCAUUUUAAUACCUGGAGCACCGCCACAGCCAGGGACCACAAGACUGAAUGUAUACGAGCCAGUCUCCAAUGUAAUGGUAACCUCCAGCAGCACAGAGCUGGUGGAGUUCAGCAGCUCCGUCAGUCUGUCCUGCUCCUCCUCUGGAUCCUCUCUCUCUUUCCUCUGGCUGAACAGCAGCUCUGAGGUUACAGGAAGUGACAGAGUUCAGAUCACUGAUGGAGGAUCCACUUUAACUAUAGUUAAUGUGACCCGCUACGACCAGGGACCCUUCAGGUGCCGUGUAUCUAAUCCUGUCAGUGAGGGCACCAGUGCUCCAGUAACCCUCUCCAUCUACUCACCAGUCUCCAAUGUAAUGGUAACCUCCAGCAGCACAGAGCUGGUGGAGUUCAGCUCCGUCAGUCUGUCCUGCUCCUCCUCUGGAUCCUCUCUCUCUUUCCUCUGGCUGAACAGCAGCUCUGAGGUUACAGGAAGUGCCAGAGUUCAGAUCACUGAUGGAAACUCCACUUUAACUAUAGUUAAUGUGACCCGCUACGACCAGGGACCAUUCAGCUGUCGUGUUUCUAAUCCUGUCAGUGAGGGCACCAGUGCUCCACUAAACCUCACCAUCUACUGUGAGUCACUAACCUGCAUGCUCA